Messenger RNA from Thamnophis elegans (Western terrestrial garter snake), 3697 nucleotides. It is a transcript of the gene ATP6AP2, whose product is annotated as ATPase H+ transporting accessory protein 2. The record is from RefSeq and is a predicted model, not a curated record. The transcript has 9 exons. Gene Ontology annotation, molecular function: signaling receptor activity. Gene Ontology annotation, cellular component: membrane; external side of plasma membrane. NCBI's taxonomy places the organism in Eukaryota, Metazoa, Chordata, Lepidosauria, Squamata, Natricidae. The coding region runs from base 74 to 1135 and encodes 353 amino acids. Gene Ontology annotation, biological process: positive regulation of Wnt signaling pathway.
GGACAUUUGGCAUGUAGAUGCCGGAUGCGUUUUCUUCUUCCUGACUUGAACAGUGGUCGGGGCAAACGUGAGGAUGAUGGCGCCUCGGUGGGGAGUGCUGUGGGUUGUCUCGGUGGUUCUGGCAGUUGUUUCUGCCAAUGAAUUCAGUGUAUUAAGAACUCCUGAAUCUGUUAUAUUUCGAGAAGGAAAUUGGCCAAUUCCUGGAGAACGAAUUUCAGAUGUGGCAGCCUUAUCCAUGGGCUUCUCUAUUGAGGAAGAUCUCUCUUGGCCUGGGUUAGCAGUAGGUGAUCUCUUUCGGCGUCCGCGAGCUACUGUUCUUGUUACUGUAACUGGGAUAGACAAGCUAACAAUGCCUAAGAAUGGAAUAUCUUACCCGGUUGAAAAUGCAGUUCCCUUCAGCCUGGAUGGGGUUGCAAAUGCAAUACAUACUUUAUUUUCUGAGGAAACGCCUGUAGUUGUCCAAUUAGCUCCUAGUGAAGAAAGAGUUUAUAUGGUGGGAAAAGCAAAUUCUGUAUUUGAAGAUCUUUCUGUCACACUGCGGCAGCUUCGGAACAGACUUUUCCAAGAUAACUCCAUUCUUGCUUCCCUUCCCCUCAACUCAUUAAGCAGAAACAAUGAGGUUGAUCUCCUCUUCCUGUCAGAGUUGCAAGUUUUGCAUGAUAUCACAAACUUACUUUCUAGACACAAACAUCUGGCCAAGGAUCAUUCACCAGAUCUAUAUUCUCUAGAACUUUCUGGGUUGGAAGAAAUAGGUAAAAGAUAUGGGGAAGAUUCACAGCAGUUCAAGGAUGCUUCUCAGAUUCUUGCAGACUCUCUGCAAAAGUUUGCAGAUGAGAUGUACAACAUCUACAGUGGGAAUGCAGUUGUAGAAGUGGUAACUGUGAAGACUUUUGAUACUCCCUUUGUGAGAAAAUCCAGAUCUAUUCUACAAUCCUCAGAGAGCAAGCCUGAAAAUCCAUAUAAUCUGGGAUAUGCAUAUAACUUUAACUAUGCUGUUGUCUUCAAUAUAAUUUUCUGGAUCAUGCUUGGACUGGUGUUAGCUGUGAUUGUUAUCUCCUACAAUCUGUGGAAUAUGGAUCCAGGCUAUGACAGCAUUAUUUAUAGAAUGACCAACCAGAAAAUUAGAAUGGAUUAACCUUUAAAUGCAAAUCUAAGAGGAGAAAUGCUUUUUCAGUAUUCUGGCAGCAUUCAAUAUGGACUCUUCAUAGUGUGAAUAUUUUUAUGAAGUAUACAUUUGUUUUGUGAGGAUAUAUUAAAUGGUAAUAGUGGGUGUAGCCAAUGUUCAGAGUUGAAAACAAGCAGUACUACACAACCAUGAGCUAAUUCCAAUUAAAGUGUGCAUUUUGCUGUAGGGGUGCUUCUUUAUAUUGCUUAUGACUAAGCAAUUGUUUUCUUACACUGAAAGUUUAGGAUGUUUUCUUGAACUAUGUUAUAGAUUAAUAAAGUAAUUCAUGGGCUAAAUAUUUCAAAUGUUAGGAUUUUAAUCCUAUUAAGACUGAUAAUCCAAUGUAAAAGUUUCUUUAAGCAGAAGUACCCUUUUAAAAUACAACCUUGCUGUACCUAUAUGUAUAUUCACCCUAAAUGUUUAUUCAAAGUUACUGUGUUUCUUAAAAUAAUGAAAUUACCUGAAAGAAGAGAAAUACAUAUGGGUGCAACAUCUGUAUUAAUAAUUGUAGGAUCUUGUGGUAUUUAUGAGUAGUGAAUUCUGAUGAAAAAUUCAGUUAUAUGUCAUGUUCUUUUGUCACAUGACCAGUUAACAAAUGGUACAUAGUGGCCUGUGUUCUGUACUUGACAUGAUGUAUUUCAGUUCUUGACAUACUCUGAAAAAAAACAAAGAGGCUGAUAUUUGAAUGGAAUGUUUUAUUGGGCAUCAAAUGCUAGGUAUAACCAUAUCACUGAAGAUAGUAUAGGCCUUGACUUCAAAUAAAUCUGCUUGCAGUGCAGAAUUAAUAUUAAAUAAAUGUAAUGGCUUGAGAUGCUUGAAAGAUUGUUGUUAUGGUAACACUGCACAGAUUCAUUUACUGUAAGGAAAUGAACAGAUGUUCUACAGAGAAUAUAAAGUAUUUUGUGUAGAAAGUCAUCAAACAUUCCAUUUGUAACUGUACUUAAUUAAAUGUUAUACUAGUGUAUACAUUAAUAGUCUUUAAUUUACAAGGUUUAAUGCAUUGGUAUACUGCUAUAAUAGGGAUAUCCAACUUUCUUCUAGAUCUUGUAGCUGGCACUAUGAAUAUGCUAAGUCUUGGUUAUUUAUAUUGUUCUAGUUAAACUGUCCAGGUGUAUUUUCAGUUAAUGUAAACACAUAUAGGUAAAAAAAUUCACAACCAUGCACAUGAUUGAAAAUACUUGAAUUCUAGUUCCAGUUGGGACAAUCUUUCCUAUUGUAAAAACAGAUUUUGUUUUGUUUUGCUUUGCUUUAGCUAUAUGAUCAGAAUGGUGAAUUAUAAUUUCUUUCUGAUGAAUUUGACCUCUUUAAAAAAAACAAAUUUCUGACAGUAGUCAUUGGAAAAAUGAGGGAGUUGGCCUGCAAAUUUGAAAUUAAUCUGAAGCUUGAGAAAAUAAAUAAUAUUUGAUCUUUAACAUAUUUAAACAAGUUCCAAUUGGAAAACUGGCGAGUAAUGGAUUGAUGUAAUAGUACUACUAUUAUAUUAGUAACAUAUAGUAUUAAAAAUAAUACCAUAGGCCACUAGCAAUAAUAGCAUGAUAGGGUCAAGAAUUACACUGAUUUCCCUGUAAUAGUGUCAGUUUAUAGAUUGUUCAUUACUGAUAUGAAUAAAAAUAUUUGUUAAGAGGUGAUGUCUAUAGGUUCUAAUAAUUCAUCUAAAACAGGUGUCAAACUCUCAGCAUCCCAUUGCCAUCACGUGAUGUAUCGUGCUGUUUUUCCUCUGGAGCUGGGAUGGGUAUGAUGCAUCUGGCACGUGGGCCACCAGUUAGACACCCUGAUCUAGAGUGACAAUGUUAAGAUUUGAAUGAGAUUUGAAUUAAAAGAAAUACAUAUUUAAGCCACAUGUGAAAUGAAUAAUUUCAAUACUAAUAGAAUUGAUCAGUGUUAAUAUUGAUCUUGGAUAUGACAAAACAUCUACUUUAAAACUCUAAGCAUAAACUAUUUUAGCUACUACAACAAUUGAGAGAAGAUCAGUUUGCCCUAACAUUGUUGGUACAUCUGACACCAAAAUAUUGUUAACUUGGGCUAAAUUAUAAAGGAGCGUUUGAAAGAACAAGAUGUACUCAUUCAUAUUCAAGAACUUUAAUUUUACAGUUGAAGUUUGAAGAACUUAAUCAAAUAUUGUUCCUCUAAAUAUUAGUCCUAUACUGUAUUAGAAUCUUUUGAAAUGUCUGCUUCUGGUUGCGACUUUCAAAUAAUCAUGCAUGCAUUAUCGGAUGUUUAAUUUUUAAAUUUCUGAAUUAUGUGAUCUUUUAUAGCAUAUCUGUUGGUAGAAUAAUGAAUAAGAUCUUUUUUUAAAAAAAUGUUCUUCUAUAUUCAUACCCAGGUAAUCAUAAAGUAUGCCAUGUAUUUUCUGCACAAUUAUCCAAUACUGAAAUCCUUUUUCUCAAUCCUUUGGGAAAAAAGUACUAUUUAGUUCAAGAGGGUUUGUUCCUAUAUGUAUGGAGAAAACUACAGCCCUUUACCUACUAGAUACUAUUUUUUAGGUUCAAUCUAUUGUUUGGAAAACAAAAAGAAAUAUAUGUGAUUACUGAG